Toxoplasma gondii ME49 is the source of this 2268-nucleotide messenger RNA. RefSeq lists its product as hypothetical. The transcript has 3 exons. The record is from RefSeq and is a predicted model, not a curated record. NCBI's taxonomy places the organism in Eukaryota, Apicomplexa, Conoidasida, Eucoccidiorida, Sarcocystidae. Bases 447 to 2003 code for a protein of 518 amino acids.
AGAAAAAACAGAGUCGAAGGAAAAAACCAGGUUUUCUUGCGGCAUCCCCCUUGGCCGCUGCAAGGCCGCUCCCUCGGCAAAGUCGUCAAUUUACGCUGUCGUGCGCCCGAAGGGCGCUUAUCCUCGCGACCUCGCCUCAUUCUCAGCUUUCACGCGAUAAACCUGGGCCGCCCUCAAGAUUUUCCGUUGUCUGAGCGUUUGCUCCCACACUGGCGACCACCGACCGGCGAAGAGUCUUGCCUGAAAUCCAAGUGUUCCGACAGCAGUUCGUGUAUCGGCGACUCUGGACGCGCCGGAAGCUGGCGUGCUGUGAGGUGCUCUUGUCGUGCAGGCGCCUCCGCAGCCUUUCCAAAUUCGCAUGUUCCUUCUUCCAGAGUCCAGCAACGGCCUUCGAUGUCUUUGGUUUGACUGCCGCUCUGGUGCCAGAGUCGCAGUGAGUCGGGUGUAUGUACAGCGCUGGGUCAACUGGUUGGCACUCCCGACGCGCUUCCUCCCCUGCGAUUAGGAAUGUCAGCCGCAGGCGAGCCAAAAUGGGCAAGUUACUGCAAUGGGUCUCUCGACCCUGCCUCUUCGUUGUGGUCGCUGUUCUCUGUGCUUCGUUGUCUUCAUUCUCUCCCGAUCCUGCCGUGACGUCCGGGGAGGAGUCUGCGGGAAACAAUCAACGAGGCGCUGGCUGGCAUGCCGUAGGCACCCUGACGGGUGUCGUGUUGGGGGUCCACGCUGCACAGCCUGCCCUGCACCCGGAGUUUUUUUCCCAGCAGUAUGCCGUUGGAGUUCAAUCCCUGGAACACGGACAAGUACCUGAGGAAAAUGACGAACCAUCGGCGAUGUCCACGCUGGGUGCCCCGGAAGACAACAGCGCAGUCCCACUGAUUGUCACCCGCCGCAGAAGAACUGCUCGUUUUCCGUACUCGAACUUCGCUGCCGAAAUGGAGCAGGAAGGCUGGAACGUGGGUGAAAGGGCGUUACGGCGCGGCACCGCCGGAAAUUUCGCUGCCAUUUCAGACGAAGCAGCGAUUGUUGCCACGAUCGGCUCGCGGAAAAAGGUGAUCUUCAAUCUCUCCGACCGGCUCUCGCUCCACACUCGCGCGGAUGGAACGGUCGUUUGCGCGACAGGAGGCGUCGCAGCGACGGCUACUGCCGGUGAUGUUCGGCGCAUUUCUUUCGAUGGCAAGACCGGCUACGUCACGCAGGCGUCGGGUCCCGCUCUCUCGUUCGAGGGUUCCCCGGUGGAUCCUGUGGUGCUUCCACUCAGCCACGGCACCAACAAAUCUGUGACGGCGGGGUCGAGUCUUUUGGUUCUUUGCACCAAGCCGAACGAAGCGGCUGUCGCGAUCCCUGGGGACAAGCCUGUCACGGUCAAGACCCCCGUGGUCCUCAGAAAAGCCUUGGAGGCAAGGGAGCGUCGCCUCUUCGAAGAACGUGCCUCACAUCUGGAGAGCUACGCGCGAGGCGGGAAGACUAUUGCGAAGGUGGCUGCCUUUGGUUUUAUCCUUUUCGCUCUCGGGUUUAUGAGUGCUGUGUCGCGGUUCGCCGCGUGGGGGCACCGAUUGGAGGCGGAUCAGAGUCUCGAAACAGUGUACAGGGUAUUGGCGGACGCGGAGCUCGUUCCUCCGAACGAGCCCCUCGCCAACAGACACGUGAUCGCUUUUCUCGCAGACACCAACGAGGAGCACCGCCAAGUGGUUCUCAGGCAGCUAUACGCGUCUGAUCCUGGCACACUGCUUGUGUACAAAGAAGGCACUCGGCGCAUGCGCUCCGCUGUGGUUAACGCGGUGUUGGCCGGCUACUCGAUGCUUUUCUUCGUCGGAGCGUACGGCGUCUCGUCCUUGUUCAAUCAUGCGGCUGCGAGAAACCGACGACGCUCGCGGAGCCGGCGGCACGACCACGCCGCUGGCACGCGCACUGCCACAGACAGAGACGAGGAGUGGGUGAACGCUGGAGACGCUGACCCUCUGGACCUUGGAGACGCAGAUAUAGUCAUCGCCGACGGCGAUUUCUAGGUUCGUUGACGCGCGCAAGUUGGGCCGCACGUGAGACACAGAUGUGUGCACCGGCCUGCGUCCGUACCACUCGUGGCGUCGGUGGAACGCCACAGUGAGGCACUUCGACGCGGCAAAAGCCACAGACCGACGCGGCAAAAGCCACAGACCGACGCGGUGGGUCAGCACCCCGGGUUUUGGAGGCGCUUGGCUCGUGGCCACGUGGAAAGCAAACUUUUCGGCCUUCGUUUGAAGUGUGGAGACGAACUCCAGAGCUGCUCGUCGU